This is a messenger RNA of Serinus canaria (Common canary), 1855 nucleotides long. RefSeq names its product reactive intermediate imine deaminase A homolog (gene RIDA). The transcript has 6 exons. Gene Ontology annotation, cellular component: cytosol. The record is from RefSeq and is a predicted model, not a curated record. Gene Ontology annotation, molecular function: deaminase activity. Bases 93 to 503 code for a protein of 136 amino acids. Lineage: Eukaryota; Metazoa; Chordata; Aves; Passeriformes; Fringillidae.
GGGGCGGGGCGUGUUCUGGCGGAACGCUAAGGGGCAGGAGUUCAGGAGGGGAGGCCCCAGCAGUUACUGCGGCUUCGGGACUAGCUCCGGCUAUGGCCUCGCUCGUGAAGAAAAUAAUCAGCACUACUAAGGCCCCUGCACUGGGUCCCUACAGCCAAGCCGUGCUGGUGGACCGGACAAUGUACAUUGCAGGGCAGAUAGGGCUGGAGCCUUCCACUGGGCAGCUCGUCUCUGGAGGGGCAAAGGAGGAGGCCAAGCAGGCUCUAAAAAACAUGGGAGAAAUCCUGAAAGCUGCAGGCUGUGACUAUGGCAAUGUUGUGAAGACUACAGUUUUGAUGGCAGACAUGAAGGACUACAAUGAUAUUAAUGAUGUUUACAAACAAUUUUUCAAGGCAAACUUUCCAGCCAGAGCAGCCUAUCAAGUUGCUGCUUUGCCCAAAGGGGCCAGAGUUGAGAUUGAAGCUAUUGCCAUUCAAGGACCUCUCCAAGAUGCUUCAGCAUGACUAUAAGUAGAGACUGGAUAUCUUACGAUGGCGGUUUUAGAUUUAGUUACUACUUCUCCCUUAUAUCCAAUUCCUACAGCUGGCUAACAGCAGUUACACACAGCUGAAAUUAGUAAACUUACUGAGGAAAGGUGCUUUCUUCAGGACUUAGAGUGAGUUCUCUGCUGGCAAACCCUGAGAAGUGCCUGAGUCCUGUUAAAAUCAGCUGAGCCAGAUUGCAGGACACGACCUGCCCUUUGUGGAGGUGACUGGAUAUCCAGGUAUUAAGGUACAUACCUGGCUGAAUGUAUUAGAGUUACACUAUGGGUGAUCUGGACAUGGAAUACUGUACUGAUUUGUAAUAGUAGGUCUUUAGUAAAAAAUUUUAAAUCAGAAAAAAAUGACAGAAAUGAGAAAACAGAACACAUGAAUUGCUUAGCAUACAUCUUCACUUCUGAGGAAUUUUACUGUAUUUGCUUCUGAAUUUUUUUAAUCUCUUUCUUUCUUUCUUUACAUAAUAGAUUACUGUUGGACUCAGAUUUUUUCAUAUGUAAGCAACUGCUUAACCAAGUUAGUAUUAAUUUCAGAAAAUUUUCUGAAGUGGUACCUUUAUAAAUCAGAUGAAAAUUAAUAUCUACAUGUAACUUUUCUCAUGAUCUUUUUUAUACCAUUCAACUUUGACUGUUUUGAUUAAAAAAAACCAAUAAAAAUUAAAAAUGUUUAAUGAGAAUAAAAUUGCAACUGCAAAAAUGUGCUUGUCUAUUAUGGGAACAAACUUUUCUUUUCCUGAUUGUGGUUUGAUACUCCAUUACAAAAAAAGUCUCCAGCUUGCUUUUUCAAAAGCAAAUUUGAACCAAAAGCAUAGGCUUAUUAUUUACAUUCUAAUAGAUAAAAUUAAAUUCUCCAGGACAGGAAGCUUUCAGCUACCAUCAUUACAGUUCUUGUAGUUUUUUCCUCUGCCAUUAAGGUCAGAAGCAUUGGUUUGAUGGGGUGAUUAAGCAAUACUGAGAAAUCCAAUUGGUGAUGCUAGUAACUUACCCCAUCCCUCUGUAUUGAUCUUCUGUCAAGUAGAAAUGGAUACUGUGAGAAUAGUCAGCCCUGCUUACCAGUCCUAGAUUUGAUGUGAAAGAGCCAUUCCUUCUUUUCACUGAGCUUAUAAAUUGUACCAUUAUGGAAAAAAGAUUCCUAAUGAGGUUGUCACAGCAAAUAUGUGCAGCUACAAGGAUUUUUUUAUAAUAUUCCCUUGCUUUCUUUGGGAGAAUUACUUUCAUUAGAAGCAAGAUAAUGUCUUUAUCUCAAACAGCAAACUUUCAAACAGCCUUUGAAAAAUGCCUGACUUUUCUCUAAAUAAACUUCCCAUAUAUAAACUUUGA